GGCAGGAGCGCUCCGGUCACGUGAUAGGGCCCGGAAGCAGCUGUCCGGUUGCCCGGUGAGGAUGAUGAGGGGUCGGCGCUGAGGCUGGGAGGUGGGGUCAGUCCGACGCCGGCAGGAGUCCAGGCUGGACACGUAAUCCAGCGCUACCAUGUCCACACAGCGACUGCGGAAUGAAGACUACCAUGACUACAGCUCCACGGACGUGAGCCCCGAGGAGAGCCCGUCGGAUGGCCUGAGCAACUUCUCCUCUGGCUCCUACCAGCGCUUCGGGGAAGGAAACAGCACAACAUGGUUCCAGACCUUGAUCCACCUGUUAAAAGGCAACAUUGGCACAGGACUCCUGGGGCUGCCUUUGGCAGUGAGAAAUGCUGGCCUCUUGAUGGGUCCCCUCAGUCUGCUGGUGAUUGGCAUUGUGGCUGUGCAUUGCAUGGGGAUCCUGGUGAAGUGUGCCCACCACUUCUGCCGCAGAAUGAACAAGCCCUUCGUGGAUUAUGGGGAUACUGUGAUGUACGGACUAGAAUCCAGCCCCAGCUCCUGGCUCCGGAACCAUGCACACUGGGGAAGGCACGUUGUGGACUUCUUCCUGAUUGUCACGCAGCUGGGCUUCUGCUGUGUCUAUUUUGUGUUUCUGGCCGACAACUUUAAACAGGUGAUAGAAGCGGCCAACGGGACCACCAACGACUGCCACAAUAAUGAGACAGUGGUCCUGACGCCCACCAUGGACUCGAGGCUCUACAUGCUCUCCUUCCUGCCCUUCCUGGUGCUGCUGGUUUUCAUCCGGAACCUCCGCAUCCUGUCCAUCUUCUCCCUGCUGGCCAACCUUUCCAUGUUAGUCAGCCUGAUCAUGAUCUACCAGUUCAUUGUUCAGGCGAUCCCAAACCCCAGCAACCUCCCUUUGGUGGCACCCUGGAAGACCUACCCCCUGUUCUUUGGCACAGCUAUCUUUGCGUUUGAAGGCAUCGGGAUGGUUCUGCCCCUUGAAAACAAAAUGAAGGAUCCCCGGAAAUUUCCAGUCAUCCUGUACACGGGGAUGGCCAUCGUCACCACCCUCUACAUCAGCCUAGGGUGCCUGGGCUACCUGCAGUUUGGAGCUAAAAUCCAAGGCAGCAUAACCCUCAACCUGCCCAACUGCUGGUUGUACCAGUCGGUUAAACUGCUCUACUCCAUCGGGAUCUUCUUCACCUACGCGAUCCAGUUCUAUGUCCCAGCUGAGAUCGUCAUCCCCUUCUUCGUGUCACAAGUGCCCGAGCACUGUGAGUUGGUGGUGGACCUGUUUGUACGCACAGUGAUGGUCUGUCUGACAUGCGUCCUGGCCAUCCUCAUCCCCCGCCUGGACCUGGUCAUCUCCCUGGUGGGUUCUGUGAGCAGCAGCGCCCUGGCCCUCAUCAUCCCGCCCCUCCUGGAAAUCACCACCUUUUACUCUGAGGGCCUGAGCCCCCUCACCAUCGCCAAGGACGCGCUGAUCAGCAUCCUGGGCUUCAUGGGCUUUGUGGUAGGGACCUAUGAGGCCCUCUACGAGCUGAUCCAGCCGAGCAACAUUCCCAUCAUCGUCAACGCCACCAGUGCCUUUGCAUAGUGAACCGGGUGCAUUCUCCAUACCUGCUCCCCCCCCCACUGCUGUGUGUCCCCCAGCACCCGUCGCUGAUCCUUAGGGAUGGGCCAGGCUCUGUGGGGGAAGGGCAGGAUUGCUUACUGGGCACCACUCUGCCUGGUACCUGGGUACCCUAGGCCAGGUAAGACUGAAGGCAGGGGCAAGGUGGGUAGGCAGACACGUGGGAGGUACCACUAGUAGCAGUGCUGCCACUGUUCAUUUGUACUUGUUUUAACUCAAAA
Molecule: messenger RNA, 1833 nt
Organism: Ochotona princeps (American pika)
Lineage: Eukaryota; Metazoa; Chordata; Mammalia; Lagomorpha; Ochotonidae
Gene: SLC36A1
Product: solute carrier family 36 member 1
Exons: 11
Coding region: 149-1576 (475 amino acids)
Biological process (GO): proline transmembrane transport; L-alanine transport; proton transmembrane transport
Cellular component (GO): vacuolar membrane
Molecular function (GO): L-proline transmembrane transporter activity; amino acid:proton symporter activity; L-alanine transmembrane transporter activity
Source: RefSeq, a predicted model, not a curated record